Opisthocomus hoazin is the source of this 2019-nucleotide messenger RNA. NCBI's taxonomy places the organism in Eukaryota, Metazoa, Chordata, Aves, Opisthocomiformes, Opisthocomidae. The record is from RefSeq and is a predicted model, not a curated record.
AUGGGGGACCUGGUACCAGCAGCCGUACUGGGACGGGGGGCCGGUACCGGCACGAAGGACCUGUGCCGGCACCUGUACUGGGAUGUGCACCCGGUACCAGCACGAAGGACCUGGUACCAGUGCCCGUACUGGGAUGUGCACCCGGUACAGGCACUUAGGACCUGGUACCAGCACCCGUACUGGGAUGGAGGGCCAAUCGAUGACAUCGCGGACGGCGCUGUGAAACCCCCACCGAACAAGUACCCCAUCUUCUUCUUCGGCACCCACGAGACCGCCUUCUUGGGCCCUAAAGAUCUCUUCCCUUAUGAAAAAUAUAAAGACAAAUAUGGGAAACCAAACAAGAGGAAAGGCUUCAACGAGGGAUUGUGGGAAAUCCAGAACAACCCUCACGCCAGUUACAGUGCCCCUGCGCCUGCGAGCUCCUCCGACAGCGACGUUCCCGAGAACGACCCGAUGGGGGGAAGCGAUGCAGGUGACGAUGAGGAGGAGAUGAUGGCUGCCGUCGCCGCAGAGAAAAUGGAAAGCGAUGAAGACUCGGAUCGAGGCAGCGACCACAGCGGGCUCAAGCGAAAAUCGCUGGCGAUGAAAAUGCCGGUGGCAAAACGUCUUCGGAAAUCCUCCAGUGACUUGGAUCAGGGCAGCCCCUCCCUGACAGAAGAGGAGAACUCGGAAACGUCUUCUGAGUCGGAAAAAAACAGUGACCAGGUGAGAAGGGUUUGGGAUGCGCUUGUAUGGAGGCUGGCAGGGUGGUGGGGAAAGGGCUGUAGGAAAAGGGUCACUGUGCAGUCCGGCUCCGACUCGGACUCCAAAGUGGACUCGGAUUUGGAAGUGGGAAACGCGACGGUGGACAUGACCAAGUCGGACUCCAACUCCGAUUCCGACUCGGAUGUGUCUGUGAAGAAGGCUCCGCGGGGCAGGAAGCCAGCUGAGAAGCCCCCUCCCAAGCCCCGCGGCAGGAAACCAAAGCCCGAGCGUGUCCCGACCAGCUCCAGCAGUGACAGUGACAGCGACAGCGACGUGGACCGCAUCAGCGAGUGGAAGAGGCGGGAUGAGGAACGACGGCGGGAGCUGGAGGAGAAGCGGAAGAGGGAGCAGGAGGAAGAGAUCCGUCGGCUCCGGGAGCAGGAGAAGGAGGAGAAAGAGAAGAGGAAGGAGAAAGCGGAGAAGAGCGAGGAGAUGCACUCGGACUCAGACAGCAGCGCAGAGGAUGAAGUGGCCAAAAAGGGCCGGAAAGGUCGGGCCAAGGCCCCAUCCUCCUCGGACUCUGAGUUGGAGCUGGAGAAAGAGGUAAAGAAGCCGGCGAAGAAGCAGCCCUCGGAGUUGUCAAGGAAACCGAAUCAGAAGGAGAAGAGGGGCCGAGCGGAGGAGAAACCGCGGAACAAACCUUUGAAAGUGGAACGAGGCCGGAAGAAAUCUGACCUGAUCCCCGAGAGGAGGAUGGAGAAGAAGAAGGAGCCCACAGUCGAGGAGAAACUUCAGAAACUUCACAGCGAGAUCAAGUUUGCCCUGAAGGUGGAUAACCCGGACAUCAAGCGAUGUCUGAAUGCGCUGGAGGAGCUGGGCACGCUCCAGGUCACCUCUCACAUCCUCCAGAAGCACACCGACGUGGUGGCUACACUGAAAAAGAUCCGUCGCUAUAAAGCAAACAAGGACGUGAUGGAGAAAGCUGCCGAAGUCUACACCCGGUUGAAGUCACGUGUCCUGGGACCAAAGAUGGAGGCGAUCCAGAAAGCCAACAAAGCCGGGCCUGAGAAGGACAAGGGGGAGACGGAGAAGGGCCAGGAGAAGCUUUCGGGUGGGGAGACACGGAAUGAGAAGAGGGAAGAGGAGACGAAUGCUGACUUGUCGGGUCCUGUGAAUGGCGAGUCCCUGUCCCAAAAAACAGAGGGCACGGAGGGGAAGGACAAAAGCCAAGGGCCGGGAGCUGGGGAGUCGGAGGCGUCUGUCGAGGAGACCCACAACAACGUGCAGGACUAUCCCAAGGCCGAGCGAGCUGGGCCGGAGCGAGCCCGCGGGGAG